Molecule: messenger RNA, 2248 nt
Organism: Drosophila bipectinata
Lineage: Eukaryota; Metazoa; Arthropoda; Insecta; Diptera; Drosophilidae
Product: glycerophosphocholine phosphodiesterase GPCPD1
Biological process (GO): glycerophospholipid catabolic process
Molecular function (GO): starch binding; glycerophosphocholine phosphodiesterase activity
Source: RefSeq, a predicted model, not a curated record
AUCUGUAUUAUUUCGGUUUAAAAAAGAGAAAACUUGUUUCGGUGGCGCAAAGAUGUUGCUGGUGAUUCCGGUGUUUUGUGGAAUGAGGAAAAAUGUAUCGAUCUUGCGUUGUCUUGAAUGUGUUAAAAUCAAUUAGCAUACUGUGGUGGCUGCUGGUGCUGCAGCUUCUGCCACCUUGUGGAUCGUUUUUCAAUGAAUCGUCUGUUUUCGGCCCGGAGAAGCUGCAGGCCUUCAAAGUCUUCGACGACGAACAACCGGGCCAGAUAUCUGGUCGCAGCUUCAUAUGUGUUCCCUUGUUUCGGAUCUUCAACCUGGAACUGAGGCAUCAGAUUCGUCUGGCGCCAGAUGAGUAUGUGGCUGUCAGUGGCGACCAUCCGGCUCUGGGUUCCUGGAAUCUGGACAAGGCGGUGCCCCUCAAGGAACAGGAUAAAGACCGCACGAAAUGGUACCUCCGGAUAUGGAUAUGUGCUACCCAGCGUUUCUACUACAGGUACUUGAUCUACUCCAGAAAUGCCCAGGGAAAGCGUAUCCUGCGCAGGUGGGAGGGCCAGACAGUGGCUAGGAUGCUGCAGACCUACGAAAUGUACCGCUCUCCCGGUCUGGACAUCUUUGGAGAAGCCUAUCCCACUUCCGUCGGUGGAGGUUUCAGCCUGGAAAGAGGGUGGCUUCAGCACGAGUACGUCAUCGAGCUGAAGUUCACCUGGCAGGAUCACCUUUUAAUAGCCGGCCUAGCCAGUAAUACAAAGUAUCGACUGAUCUUAACGCCCCUGAACUUAAUGGACGAUACGCGUAUAGAGGUCUCUAGAUUCUCGUACAAUCACUCAGCUUUCCGCUCGCAAAGUAAGCAUGGAGUGCGUUACACCCAAGGAUCGGUUGUUGUUUUUCGGAUUUAUCAACCUUUGGAAACCUACAAUGCUUUCCGUUUAUCCAUUUACCAGGGAUCUAAGGACAUCCGGCUAAGCGUGGGAGAAGCCUACAUGUUCCCCGAACAGUUUAAAGGAAGUCGCGGCAUUCUACAGGUUCCUAUCCUAGCCAGCCUGCAAGCCAUUUCCAUUGGAGAGCUAACCCUGCCCUACUUGGUGGUGCAGCCCAUGCCCAAAGUCGAGGCUGGAAACCUAAGGGCCAGUUUCCAUCAGUAUUGGCCGGAUAAUUGGCCCACGUUGGAUGUAGGGUACCGCGGCAUGGGAGCCAGUUACUUUCAAUCAUCAACUAGUCUCACAGAAAACACCAUUGAGAGCUUCAUGGCAGUGGAAAGAGCCAAAGGUGAUAUGGUACAAUUGGAUGUGCAGCUCACCAAGGACUAUGUUCCCGUGAUUUGGCACGGCUUUGGCUUCUAUACCUCCAGCAAAGAGCAACAAAUAAGGGAUCGUUUUGAUCUCAGAUAUGUCUUGAUUAGGGAGCUCACUUACUCGGAAUUAAAAGCUAGUAGGGUUUUUAUUUUAAAACGUUGGACGCUGCAGGAGUACACCCAUCUUAACGUUAAAGACCCAAGUCACAACGCGAGAAUCUUUCCCAAACUCUCGGAGGUUUACGAAACUCUGCCAAAAACCUUGGGCCUCAUAGUGGAAAUCAAGUGGCCACAACUAAUGGCCUCGGGAGUUCUAGAAUCGAGCCAGACACUAAAUAAAAACGUCUAUGUGGACAAGACCAUACAGACCAGUAUCCAGUAUGGAUGUGGUCGUCCUCUAAUCUUCGCCAGCUUCGAUGCGGAUAUCUGUACCAUGCUGCGCCUUAAACAACACAUCUUUCCCGUCAUCCUGAUGAGCAUUGGCGAUUCCCGUAUCUGGGAUCCUUAUAUGGAUCUAAGAGCCCAAAGUCUCCAGCAGGCAGUUAACUUUGCCCAAUCGGCAGAAAUCCUGGGAACAGCCGUGCACAUCGAUAACUUUCAAGGGCAACACCAGCUGGUGAACCUCGGAUUGGAUCUCCAUCAGGCUAUCUUUUUGUGGGGCAACCAUAUGCAGGAUGUCCAUCUUUUGGAGCAGUUUCGGAUCUUGGAUGUCACGGGAUUAAUAUACGAUCACAUGGAUAAAGUGGGGCCUUCCAGCUGGAAGAGAUCUGUAUUUUUCCGAGCCCCUCAGCUCUUGGAGCUAUUUGGAGCUCAGUGCGUGGCCAGCGGGAACUCAACGAGUAUUCCGGGCGCCAAGCCUGUUAAACCUACUAUUUGGCCAAAGUUGAGAUAGUUAGUUAGAGUGAAAGUUAAUAAGUCAUUAGCUAAGUAAGUAUUUUAGAUAAAACAUAGUUAAAAUAG